AUGACUCUUAUGACCGCCAUCUCUUCCCUCGGAAACGUCAACAGCAUGACCUCCAACAAGUCCAUGACAUCCUACUCGUCCACCAACACUGUAUCAGUGGGCCAAUCCAAUAACCAAACAUCCUUGCUCGGACUUGGAGCUGCAGUUGGAGUUGGAGCUGCCGUCAAUGUCCUCGGCCUUGGCAUCGGUGUUAACGCUGUCAUUCAAUCAAUUAUCCAAUUGUAA
Molecule: messenger RNA, 225 nt
Organism: Acytostelium subglobosum LB1
Lineage: Eukaryota; Evosea; Eumycetozoa; Acytosteliales; Acytosteliaceae
Exons: 2
Coding region: 1-225 (74 amino acids)
Source: RefSeq, a predicted model, not a curated record